Molecule: messenger RNA, 359 nt
Organism: Amoebophrya sp. A25
Lineage: Eukaryota; Dinophyceae; Syndiniales; Amoebophryaceae
Source: the annotation of a GenBank genome assembly
CUAGAGAAGAUUUUCGAACGAAGAUUGUGCCUGCGCGUAUCGAAAUGUACACAGUUCAGGAGAUGGAUCGCAACUUGCGAAACGGCCUUCGCGCUGCCCUCAACCAUGUUGAAUGUUACAAGCCUCCGAGGUCUCCUUUAGUAACCACGCCGUGUCAUCUGCCAAAACGUGAAAAAGAAGUGGAGCCUGCUAUUGUUAAUAAGGGAGCAAAUUUUUUUGAGAGACUUCUAGGCCGCCUCGGGUGUAAAAAACGCUCCUUGCCGCCAGGUGAUCAGGUGCUGUCCUCCCGUAAGACGCCAAGGUUCUUGGAACAACAAUGUCUCGAAGAUUGCCCAUCAGAAAGCAACGGACGAGAGGAG